AUGUUUUCAAGGACUGCUGCUGUCAAUAGCGCUCAUUUCUUGCGCAUAUCAUCCGGUAGAUUAGCCCCGUUCUCUAGGAACUAUGCAACCUUGAAAGAAGUUGAAACACGUUUGAAAUCAAUUAAAAAUAUCGAAAAAAUCACAAAGACCAUGAAGAUUGUUGCUUCUACCAGACUAAGUAAGGCUGAAAAGGCUAAAAGAACGGCCAAAAAAGUUGAUGAAACUGAUUUAGCAUUUUACAAAAAUGCUGAAACUGCGAAGCUCGAGAAUAACGACAUUAAUCACAUGAAAGAAUUGAUUAUUGCAGUCACUUCGGAUAAAGGGCUAUGCGGUUCAAUCCAUUCAUCUCUUUCCAGAACUGUCAGGUUCUAUCUAUAUGAAAAUAAGGACCGUUUGUCGGACAUCGAUGUCGUUACCAUUGGCGAUAAGGUCAAGAUGCAAUUGUUAAGGAGUCAUCCACAUCAACUUAAACUGUCUUUCAAUGGAAUAGGUAAAGAUGCUCCCACAUUUUUCGAGGCUUCCUUAAUUUCAGAUAAAUUGAUACAAGAAUUGAAUCCAUCAGAAUCAUAUGACAAAAUUUCAAUAUAUUAUAAUGACCCGAUAAGCUCACUUUCAUUCCAAUCUACAUCAAAACCGAUCUAUAAUCCCGAAAUCAUUGAAAAAUCACCUUCUUUCAACAAAUUUGAAAUUGAAAAUGAUUCUGACGUACCAAUUGAUCUAUUCGAAUACACUUUAACAAAUCAAUUGCUAACGGCUAUGGCAAAUGGUUAUGCCGCAGAAAUUACCGCUAGAAGAAAUGCUAUGGAUAACGCUUCAAAGAAUGCGCUCGACAUGAUCAGUAAAUAUUCUAUUCUAUACAACAGAACAAGACAAGCCGUCAUCACUAAUGAACUGGUCGACAUUAUUACAGGUGCUUCCUCGUUAGACUAA
This is a messenger RNA of Kazachstania africana CBS 2517, 930 nucleotides long. RefSeq names its product F1F0 ATP synthase subunit gamma (gene ATP3). Bases 1 to 930 code for a protein of 309 amino acids. The transcript has a single exon. Gene Ontology annotation, biological process: proton motive force-driven ATP synthesis. The record is from RefSeq and is a predicted model, not a curated record. Gene Ontology annotation, molecular function: proton-transporting ATP synthase activity, rotational mechanism. Lineage: Eukaryota; Fungi; Ascomycota; Saccharomycetes; Saccharomycetales; Saccharomycetaceae.